Messenger RNA from Macroventuria anomochaeta, 1334 nucleotides. RefSeq lists its product as uncharacterized. The transcript is spliced from 2 exons. Lineage: Eukaryota; Fungi; Ascomycota; Dothideomycetes; Pleosporales; Didymellaceae. Bases 7 to 1242 code for a protein of 411 amino acids. The record is from RefSeq and is a predicted model, not a curated record.
CACACAAUGGAUGCGUCCACGCGGUUGUACGCACGACUAGGCGAGAUUCCUGAGGACCCGAAGGACCCUGAGAGUCUUGAUGACUUGAUCGUAUGUGCCUUUGGGGCUUUCGAAAGAUACUACCUAUGUUGGAAGACAAAAAGCGGCGACUUCAGGCAAGAUUUAGACGGCUACGAUCUCCCACCCGCAUUGAACGAAUGGCUAAACCCGACUGACGGUACAACGCGAGACUGGGCCUCACUCCAGGUCGUUUUCGGACGUGGUGAAGAGUACUUCGCGUCAGACAAGAAUGGGAAACUCGAGUUCAAAGAGCCAGAAGUCAAGAAGCCCGCUGAGGAAGAGGAGAAAGAGAAGAUCGACAGACAAGCUCUACGCAGAUCGAGAACCGUGUCAUUUUUGCGACCACUCUCGCAGGCUAGCAAUCGAUCUGAUGGUGUCGCCACCGAGACACCUGCGGUGAAUAGGCGCACAUCAUCCAUCUCAUCGCAACGAGCAUCAAGACCUCCAAGUCUUUCAUACUCGACAACAGGAUCGGAAGCUUCGAUAGCACCGCCUAUCGAAGCACCGCCUCAGAAUCCUGCUCCAGCCGCGCAGCCUUCAUUCUUCUCACGACUGGCGUCAGUGGGCUCCACUACAUCGGGUCCGACAACCGCGAUGUCUAUACCAGCGACCGAGUCUAACCCAACUGAGCCUUCUUCGACAACUGCGCCUGCCUCGACAACUGCGCCUGCCUCGACAGCGAACGCGACUCCCUCCACCCAAAGUUCUGCACCACCGUCCAUUCAGUCUCAGCUACCGAGCAAAGACUCGAAUCGAUCCGGCAUUGCUUCCAUACCCGAAGAACGAGUCGAGCCGAAUCCAACAACAAAGAAGAGCAAUGCAGUAGAUGCAUGUACAUGUGGUUGUCACGACCCACCACUUCCUCCAGUUAGACGACCGAUCUACGCCAACGCAAGCGUCCAGACAGACCCAAUCUCUCCACCACCGCGGACAUCACUACGAGUCGAUACAUUCAGUGCUUCUAGCUGGGGUAACAACAACUACAGUGCUGUUUCUCGAGAUGUACAGACACCGAUAUUUGAGAAUAGUUUCUGCGCGGCCCCCUUCUCCAUGGGCCGGAUGACGAACUACUUCAGCAAACCGGGCUAUCAGCUUGGUGACAGCUUGGCUAGCGGAUACCAUUACUAUGAGCAGCCAGUGUAUCAAUAUCAGGAUGAAUUUGGAGAUGAGGCGUUGAGAUAAGUUCCCUAAUUAAAUUAACCUGCAGACCUGGGGGGCGAAAUACAGAGUAUCGGUUGCUUCCAGGCCAGCGUUCCUUGUGUUACUAGUAGUUC